UCACUAGGUUUGCUCGGAGCGACUCCGAGCAGCUCCCAAGAGACAAAACGAACAAAGCUUAUGUGUACCAUGUUAGUUAUUACUUGUAUUCAGUUUAGAAAAUGAAGAGAGUUUCUCAAUAGUUUGUGGUUUUUAUAAUAGAAUGUGUUCUUUUCAAAAUAUGUCAGAGGUACCAAAAAUACUCGUAGGUGUACAAGACUCAAUUAAUGACAGUAAUCCACGUGUCAUAAAAGAUGUUAAGCCGCGAAAAUUGGCUUGUGACUUGAGAUGUCCUUAUUAUGAGACGUGCGCCAUUUAUGGUUUGAAUGUUGAAAGAGUGUUUCAAGACGUGUGUCAAAAAAUUAUACAAAACUCAUCUACAAAACAUUUCCCCUGCGACAUACCUCAGCACAGUACGGAGAGCAAUAUUAAAUUUCCGGUACCCGUUAUUACUAAGACCGCGCAUCUUCACAAUAAGGAGAUGGAGAGCACGAAUUCGUUGAAAGCGAACACCUCGGAAAAAGAUGAAGACUGUCGAUCUAUACACAACAGUUCCAUGCCGAACGAUUCGGGACUGCUGAACGACAAUUUCCAUAAUAUGCAGAAUCAGCACGGAGAACUGCGAACAUCAAUUUUGACUCCAACCACCAUUCGGAAAUUUCGAAGAAAAUCGAAUAUACUCGCACCUUCCAAGGAGAAAUAUAUGGGCGAGAUGGGCAUUGGUAGGGAAAUACCGGUCAAGCAAGGCUACCUAUUUAAACGAAGCAGCAAAUCCCUGAAGGAGUGGAAGAAGAAAUACGUCACGUUAUUAGAAGACGGCCGUUUGACUUAUCACUCGAGCUUGCAUGAUUACAUGAACGAUGCCAACGGCAAGGAGAUACUCUUCCAAUACGUCACGGUGAAGGUACCUGGCAAGACACCGAAAGGCUCUAAGUCAUAUAGUGCUCAAAGUAAUCAUCUGUUGUUGAUUUUGGUGAUUUUCUAAGUUUGUUCUAGAUUUGUUCGUUAUAUAUAUUCACAUGGAUAUCAACAAAGAGGUAUAACAGAAAAGAAACUUACAGAGAACAAAAGAAAGAUAAUUGGUGGGAUGGUUGAAGAGCAAGUCAGGAAUGGCGUAAAAAAUCGAAGACUUUUAACGUCACUAAAAUGUAAUGUA
Messenger RNA from Harpegnathos saltator (Jerdon's jumping ant), 1135 nucleotides. Its product is annotated as centaurin-gamma-1A. Gene Ontology annotation, molecular function: GTPase activator activity; GTPase activity. The transcript has 7 exons. The record is from RefSeq and is a predicted model, not a curated record. Gene Ontology annotation, biological process: activation of GTPase activity. NCBI's taxonomy places the organism in Eukaryota, Metazoa, Arthropoda, Insecta, Hymenoptera, Formicidae. The coding region runs from base 143 to 964 and encodes 273 amino acids.